AUGACCGCUCUGGAAAUGACCUCUAAGCUAGUCAGCGAUAGCAAUAUCAGCAUCGGCUCCGACGAGAAUACCCAUCCAUCGAUACCUUUGACUCUCUUCGGUAGCAGCCAAGGCGACGAUGGGUUCGUCAAUAUACGCGCUCGCGUCAAUUCGAGAAGACGAUCAAUUCUUGCCAUUGAGCCUGGUUCAGCAGACGAAGAUCCCGGUUUGAGACGACCUAGUGAUUACCGUUCGGCCCAGCAAUUCACAGGAUGGUCACUAGCAAAACUAUCGUUUCUGUCGCUGGGAGUCAUCUACGGUGACAUCGGAACGAGCCCUCUUUACGUAUUUUCGUCGACAUUCUCUGAACCACCUACUCGCCAAGACCUGGUCGGAGUUUUGUCUCUCGUACUUUGGUCACUCAUCUUCAUGGUCACCAUAAAAUACGUGAUCAUUGUUCUUCACGCGGAUAACGAUGGAGAAGGAGGUACUUUCAGCACUUAUUCAUUGCUUUCCCGAUAUCUCAAUAUCGCCAAACGCGAUCCUCGAGAGGCGUCCCUUAUGGAGAUGAGGAGGACUGCGACCGUCGAUCUCGAAGCCUCUGGUCGACGACUGCGCCGAGGAAUCGAGUCUAGUAAAUUCAUCAAAACAUCCUUGAAAGUCAUUGGGGUGUUUGCUGUUACCAUGGUCUUGGCAGAUGGAGUGCUGACACCAGCUCAGUCAGUACUUGGAGCCAUUCAGGGAAUCGAGGUCGCUGCGCCAACAAUCUCAAAAAGCACCAUUAUCGGCGUCACGGACGCCAUUCUUAUCGUGCUUUACCUCAUUCAGCCCUUGGGUAUCUCCAAAAUAUCCAUGGUUUUCGCUCCGAUAAUCGCUGUCUGGUUCGCUUUCAAUGCCGUUUUCGGAAUUUAUAACCUCGUCAAAUACGAUGCCACUGUUUUCAAAGCGUUUUACCCUUACUACGCCUUCGACUAUCUCAUCCGUCACAAAGAAGAAGGGUGGAGACACCUGGGUGGUGUACUCUUAGCAUUUACCGGUGUAGAAGCUCUUUUUGCCGACUUGGGAGCCUUUAGUAGAAAGGCUAUACAGCUCAGCUGGCUUGGAUACGUGCUUCCUUGCCUGGUUCUGGGUUACGUUGGUCAAGCAGCCUUCAUAAGUGCACAUCCCGAAGCUUACUCGAAUCCAUUCUUCAACGCUGCUCCUCCAGGAACUCUCUAUCCGGCUCUUGUCAUUGCCAUCCUCGCUGCCAUCGUAGCAUCCCAAGCGAUUAUCACUGCGAGUUUCCAACUGUUGGCCCAGGUGAUGAAAUUCUCGUAUUUUCCUCAACUGAAGGUCGUCCACACGUCCAAAAUCUAUCACGGUCAACUUUAUGUUCCUUUGGCGAAUUGGUUAUUGAUGAUAGGCACAGUGCUCGUGGCAUCGAUAUACAACAAUACGACUAGCUUGGGUAACGCCUACGGUGUUUGUGUGAUGUUCGUCACUUUUUUCGACACUCUCAUGGUGACCUUGGUGUCGAUUUUUGUAUGGCGAUUCAAUCCGCUUCUCGUUGUCUUCCCUUGGCUGGUUUUUACUCUUCUCGACGCAACUUUCUUAUCCUCGGCUCUCACCAAAGUCCCCGACGGAGCUUGGUUCACAUUAACACUCGCCGCUGCCUUGGCUUGCGUUUUCUUACUAUGGAGAUUUGGGAAAGAAAGACAAUGGCUUGCUGAAGCCAAAGACCGCUUCCCAACCUCCCAUUUUAUUGCCAGGUCGUCAGAUGGACAUCUACGAUUGACCGAUGCAUAUUCCGGUGUCCCGCUCAGUACAAUCCGGGGACUUGGAAUCUUUUUCGAUAAAGCUGGGGAGACAACACCAAUUGUCUUCAGUCAAUUUGUGACCAAAUUGACAUCGAUACCCGAAGCGAUCGUGUUCUUUCACCUUCGGCCACUUGACCGACCAACAGUCUCAUCAGAGGACCGCUAUACCGUAUCUCGUCUGGGGAUCCCAAAUUGCUACCGAUUAGUCGUGCGAUACGGCUUCAACGACGAGGUUGUCACACCAGACUUAGCCAUCGUCAUAUUCAAGCAGAUCCGCUCAUUCCUGAUUAAACAGACUACGGACAAUAAUAACGCAGCCGUUCCUAGUGCGGGCUUGACGUCAGGCAAAGACGAUCAGAAUAUCAAAGAUGAGAUCACACGUCUUGAUCGCGCAUUAGCACACAAAGUGUUGUUCAUCACAGGCAAAGGGCAAAUGAAAAUUGGACACAAUAGGAACUGGCUUAGUAAGCUGCUCCUGUGGGCGUUCUUGUGGAUUAGAGACAACACCAGGAAUCGGAUUGCCAGUCUUAAAUUGCCAGUUGAAGAGAUUGUUGAAGUCGGCUUCUUGAAGGAGAUUUGA
Molecule: messenger RNA, 2355 nt
Organism: Kwoniella mangroviensis CBS 8507
Lineage: Eukaryota; Fungi; Basidiomycota; Tremellomycetes; Tremellales; Cryptococcaceae
Product: potassium uptake protein
Exons: 4
Coding region: 1-2355 (784 amino acids)
Biological process (GO): potassium ion transmembrane transport
Cellular component (GO): membrane
Molecular function (GO): potassium ion transmembrane transporter activity
Source: RefSeq, a predicted model, not a curated record